AUGAAAUGGCUUAACCCUGAGAAGCAGUAUUGUGUUGUAAUAUGGCAGUGGAUUUCCGUCUUAUUGCUCUGACAACUGUUUCCUCUUUAUCACUAGCCUGCAAUGAAUAUCUUCAUAUGUGUUGCAAAAAGAUAAGUAGCACACAUUUCUAUCUAUUAUGGACAAUGUUAUUGGCAUAAGGGAUAACAUUUCAUGUUAGGGAGCACUGCAAAUUGCAAUGUCUAACGUUUGAAAAAACCCUUAAACUAUUCAAGGUCGCUGCAGUUUCUAGAUUGUUCAUUAAUUCAUUAAAUUAUGUUCAUGUAAAAAGACCCUUAAAAAAGUGAUACAACGAGCUGUGGAAGGUUUCGAGUUGGAGGUUUUUUUUGCACACAAACGACCCACGUGUCCACGUCCACGUGUUCGAGGGGCGUGGAUUCAACUGGGGCAUUGUCUGGCGAACAUCAUAGUUCCCGUGAAACGGAAGACACAUGAAAACGGACUGCUAACGUGAAAACAACGUAGGGGUUUUGACACAAGGAGCCUUGUGUGGUUCUAGCAGAGACAGUGUACAACAUCCAUGGUGCGAGCUCUUCUACAGGCGGACGGGUCUCCAGGAAGGAGUCACUUCUGCUUCAUUCACAUCUCGCCUCUGGGGCGUGGAGUGUCGUUUUAGCAUCUUUAGUGCGUAUGCUAACACUAGCGAACAAGAGCCAGAGUCUCCUGGACAGUUUAUGGGGAACACAUGGAGUGCAGCCAUUGAUGAUAAGAUGGUAAAAUGAAAACAAAGACUUCUUUUAUUGAAAGGGGAAUGUUAACUCUAGGCUUUUCUAGACCAGAUGCCUACAACAUCCUCCUCUAAAACUAGAACGACCUCAGUGCCGGUGGAUAGCCCCCUCCGAAGCACACCUAGUGUAUUUGACCUGACGGUGGAUACUACAGCUUCCAACCAGACAGCAAACCAAAGCAAAGCAUUUAUAUUUCUCCUUUUUAAACAAUUAAAUAAAUAAGUGACUAUUUGUAUUCCUUUUUUUCUUAAUAGCUUUGAGCUUUACAUCCAGAGAGAUUUUUAUAAACGUAAUCUGUAAAAAUGAGUCCUGAAAUGGAAUCAGUGGACAUAGCUGUGGUAGCACUGUACUUUGUCCUGGUGCUAGGCAUUGGGUUUUUUGCCAUGUGGAAAGCCAAUCGUAACACUGUGAGUGGCUACUUCCUGGCUGGACGCUCCAUGACGUGGAUAGUGAUAGGUGCAUCACUCUUUGUCAGCAACAUUGGCAGUGAACAUUUCAUAGGCCUGGCUGGGUCAGGAGCAGCAAGUGGCUUUGCUGUUGGAGCAUGGGAAUUUAAUGCACUUCUGCUUCUGCAGCUGCUUGGCUGGGUAUUUAUCCCUGUGUAUAUACACUCCGGGGUCUACACCAUGCCUGAGUACCUGUCGAAACGCUACGGUGGCAACAGGCUAAAGAUUUACUUUGCCCUCUUGUCUGUGUUACUUUACAUUUUUACCAAGCUGUCUGUGGACUUGUAUGCUGGAGCUCUCUUCAUUCAGGAGUCCCUUGGGUGGAACCUUUAUGUGUCCAUUGUCCUGCUCAUCAGCAUGACUGCAGUGCUUACCGUCACUGGUGGAUUGGUGGCAGUACUCUACACUGAUGUACUUCAGGCAGUGUUGAUGAUUAGUGGAGCCUUAACCUUAACCAUCCUCAGCCUAAUCAAAGUUGGUGGGCUAGAAGGUGUCAGAACUAAGUACAUGCAGGCAGUUCCCAAUGUUACUGCUAUAAUGGCCAGUGGAAACUUCACCUAUUCUCCUUCCUGCCGCAUUGAGCCAAAACCAAACUCGUUGCGAAUCCUUCGAGGUCCUCUGGAUGAAGAUAUCCCAUGGCCAGGCUUCAUUCUUGGUCAGACCCCUGCAUCUAUUUGGUACUGGUGUGCAGACCAGGUCAUUGUUCAGAGAGUACUAGCAGCAAAGAACAUUGCUCACGCUAAGGGAUCUACACUCAUGGCUGGAUUCCUCAAGAUCCUGCCCAUGUUUAUAAUAGUCAUUCCAGGAAUGAUCUCCCGCAUCUUGUUUCCGGACGAGAUUGCCUGCAUUGGGCCAGAGCACUGCAUGGCUGUGUGUGGUUCUCAAGCCGGUUGCUCAAACAUUGCCUACCCACGCCUGGUCAUGGCAGUGAUGCCUGUGGGACUCAGGGGUCUGAUGAUGGCCGUCAUGAUCGCUGCCUUGAUGAGUGAUCUAGACUCUAUCUUCAACAGUGCAAGCACCAUCUUCACCCUGGACAUCUACAAACAUGUUCGAAGUGAGGCGUCUCAGCGUGAGCUGCUGAUGGUGGGCCGCGUGUUUGUUGCUGUUAUGGUGGUAAUAAGCAUUGCCUGGGUCCCUGUUAUUAUUCAAAUGCAAGGUGGACAGACAUACCUCUACAUCCAGGAAGUUACUGGCUACCUCACUCCACCAAUUGCUGCCAUCUUCCUGUUAGGUGUGUUCUGGAAACGGUGUAAUGAGAUAGGUGCAUUUUGUGGAGGUAUGACAGGUUUCACUCUCGGUGCCCUACGACUGAUCCUAGCUUUUAUCUACCGCCAGCCUCCCUGUGACCAGCCAGAUGAUAGGCCUGCCUUCAUUGUUCAUGUUCAUUACAUGUAUUUUGCCGCUGGGCUGUUCUGGAGUUCAGUGUUGGUGGCGGUGGUGGUGAGCCUCUGCACCUCUCCACCAGAUGAGGAGGCGGUUCGCACCACCACAUUCUGGGGGCUCAGCGAGAUUAAAAAGGUUCCCACAAAGGACCGAAAUGAAACGUACAGGUUGACUGACGAGAGCCAUCAUAAUGGCGAUGGAAGACUCCAUAAAGAAAUGCCACAAAAUGUCAAAAAGGAGAGGUGUUUGGAUGGGGCGGAUGUCAAACUCCUGGUCCCAUCCACUGACCAUGACCCAGCAACCCCUAGUACGGAAACCUCCCCUGCCACCACCCCUGCAGAACAAUUUGGUAAUGGAAGGAUGGAAAUGAUCAGCGAUGAAAGUGGCCAUGUUAAUGGAGAGACUAGCAGGUGUAUGCGUUUAUUGAAAUGGUUUUGUGGAUAUAAUGACGAAGCACAGAGCACUCAGCAAAAAGUAGUGCAGGAGGAUGUCGUUGCAGAGAUGCUCUACGAGCCACCUAGAGUUAAAAUAAUCCUCAAUAUGGGUCUGCUAUUAGUCUGCUGUGUGGGCAUCUUCAUGUUUGUUUAUUUCUCACUGUAGUUAAACUCUACACUGACCUAAUGGGGACUGGUUUGGAUGUUUUUAUUAAGGGGGGAAGUUAUGUUGGGCUGUUAUAAAGAAACAGCUGACCUUUCAAAGAUUUGACAAAUUUUGUCUGUGAUAUUUACAGUUGUCUUUUUUAGCUCUGCAACAGGGAUAUAAGCUUACUCUAAUCAUUUUUUUUAAUGAUUAAAGCUUGAAACAUGAAAACAAUUGUACUCCGUAAUGACUAAGAAGCUUAUUUGGCACGUGCGUGUCAAUUUUGUACAGCGCUUAUCAAUCCUGCACUAGAAAAUGUUUUAAAAUUAGUUAUUUUUCUUUUGAAUUGUUGUACUGUUGAGUGAAUUUAAUAUUUGACAUAUGCACGUCUGUAUAAUGUAAUGUAUGGGUGUGUGUCCUCCCCAUUCUUGUUGACCGUGACUAUAGGCUUAGUUGCUGGUGUAGCAUACAUAUGUCUGUAGUAAGUCAAACAACUAUUUUUGGUCAAAGCCUUGGCAGCCUUUGCUGCUGAACACUAUACUAUUACUGCAUUAUUCUAGUAGAACCUUUUAGUGUUUUAUUACUAUUUCAUUUUUAUUGUGCCCUGAACUGUAAUUUUUAAGGUUAUUGGCAAAUGACCUAAUACGUUUCCAUUUUGUUUUGCUGGAGAGCACAGGUACAAAUGAUAUCUUACACACAUUUUUUAGGGGGACCAUUAUGAAGUUAGUAAAUGUUAGUGUUUAUGUUAAGUGGUAAGAAGCAUUGCUUCUCUGCUGCUGUUACAUAUGACCAUUAUGUUAAUGGUGAUUAUUAUGAUCACCGGGUGUGAUUUAGCCUACUGGAGGUUUUGCGUCAGGCUUUGCUAUUGCAUUGCUAUUUUUAAAAUGUAUGUUAAAAUGUGUGUGUGUGUGUGUGUGUGUGUGUGUGUGUGUGAGCGUGUUGGAUCACCCACAAUAUACAUUUCUUCUAUAGCAGACUAUUUCUUGUGUAUCUACUGUGUGUCCGUGUACCUUGUAGUGCAUUGCAGUUUAUUUAAUCUUGUUCUAAGUGCGUCAUUUAAACCUCUUACCAAAUGUGUCUUAGUAUGCAAUGCUAAAGUAAAAAAACUAAGAAUUCAAUUUACAUCCUGAAAAUGUUGUGCAGUGAAUAUCACAUUUGUUUAAAGCCAUAUCAUAAUUCAGCUUUGUCAUGUUGUAAAUUUUCAGUUUACAUAUUCACAUUUUGAAGUGGCUAACCUCCUGGAUUGUGGUCAUUAUUUCCACAGUGUAAGGUGUCCAGACAACUCUACCCCGCAACCCAAGAAUACAAAAAAAAAAAAAAAAAUAUUUGUGUUUAUGUAUUUUGAAAUUUGACCAGUGUUUACUGACCUCCGUCUAAAACACCAGUGUCAUAAUGUGAUUAACGUCAGGCAUAAAUGACUUAUAUAGAAGAUAAAUGAUAAUUGCUGUAUGUGAAAACACUAUAAAAACAUUUGAUUUCUAUCUGACAGAAUAUACAUUGUUAUUUUUUAUGGAUUUUAUUUUUAGAGACUGAAAAUAAAAUUUCUGUGGAGACAAAAA
Molecule: messenger RNA, 4734 nt
Organism: Cottoperca gobio
Lineage: Eukaryota; Metazoa; Chordata; Actinopteri; Perciformes; Bovichtidae
Gene: slc5a3b
Product: solute carrier family 5 member 3b
Exons: 3
Coding region: 1070-3196 (708 amino acids)
Biological process (GO): transmembrane transport; inositol metabolic process; myo-inositol transport
Cellular component (GO): plasma membrane
Molecular function (GO): D-glucose:sodium symporter activity
Source: RefSeq, a predicted model, not a curated record